AUGGCAGAAGGAUUCAACGGCAUGGCCAUAGACCAACCAGCUGGCGCCAGCAAAACCAACCCAUAUGCUGCGGAAGCAUGGCUCGAACCAUGGCUCAUCAAGCACUCGGAGUUCUACCGCAAGCACAUGGCGCACGGCCGGACAGAAAGCAAAGCCACCCGUCGUCACAGCGAGGUCUCAGAGGCUCUCGAGUCGAGAAACAACUCAGUCACGGCGCCCGAGCCCGAGCAUCCCGUUGCCGUUGACGCUGGGGUUGCACCUAGCCCCGGAGCCACAGACGCAAUGCCAGUGCCUGUCGAACAGCCGAGACAGAGCGAUGCGGGUGAGACUGCCACCCACGAAGGGGCGGUCGAGACCAAGAAGGAAAAGAUGCUUCACAGCUGGCGCAAGCAUCUCAGCUGGCACCCUCAUCCUUAA
Capronia epimyces CBS 606.96 is the source of this 417-nucleotide messenger RNA. RefSeq lists its product as uncharacterized. The transcript has a single exon. The coding region runs from base 1 to 417 and encodes 138 amino acids. NCBI's taxonomy places the organism in Eukaryota, Fungi, Ascomycota, Eurotiomycetes, Chaetothyriales, Herpotrichiellaceae. The record is from RefSeq and is a predicted model, not a curated record.